Molecule: messenger RNA, 4919 nt
Organism: Cavia porcellus (domestic guinea pig)
Lineage: Eukaryota; Metazoa; Chordata; Mammalia; Rodentia; Caviidae
Gene: Vwce
Product: von Willebrand factor C and EGF domains
Exons: 19
Coding region: 1961-4675 (904 amino acids)
Biological process (GO): cellular response to virus
Cellular component (GO): cytoplasm
Molecular function (GO): calcium ion binding; protein binding
Source: RefSeq, a predicted model, not a curated record
AUUGUUUCCAUGGAAUUCUGAGGGGAGUGGGGGUGGUGAUGGGUGGCAGGCUUUGAAAAUUCAGUGGUUACUGUGGUCAUCUUUGUGGAAUCGUCCAUUCUGUUCCCUCUAAUGGGCUGUCCUGUCCUUGCCCUCAUUCCCUGGCCAGGGAGCACCAGUCACCUGCAGAGUUUAUAUUGUUCACCCUCUGGCCUCACAGAGGAACCUGCAGUGACUGGUUUGGAUAUGGGGAGGAGCUGGGCAUGUCAGAGGUUUGCCUUUCCAUCCAGCACUGUACCUCCCCUUUCAGCUCGUGGGUUGGGGUGGCCUACAUGAUUGCCAUGGCCCUGAGGGAAGAAAAGCAGCUCUGUCUGUCCUGCAGUGGGGUCCAGUUGACCCUAGACAUUGCAGCCUCAUGUGUUGGAAACUGGUUUCAAAUUUUAACUUGGGAGGGAUGAGGAAGCACCAUUUGGGGGUCUCUGAGCUCCUCAGGGUGGGUGUGAUUCCUGUUUUCUUGCUCCUCCUGUUCUUGGACUGGCAUGGGAAAUCACAGUUUGCUGAGACUCAGUGGCAGGAUUUUAACUCAAAGCCAUGGUUGGCAUGGGAGAGGCCAGCCUUGUGCCAGGGCCAGCUCUGAGGUUAUGGUUUGUAGACUCAGUCUUGGACUGUACAGUUCCCACACUGAUGUGUGCCUUGGGGGCUUAGGUCUUGGUUUGGAGUUUGGGGCAGUGGCCGGCCAGUGCAUGGCUGGUUUGGCUCUUGCAGUCUCACCCUGGACUAGGACUGAAUCCAGUCACCAUAGAAACACUGCUGCCACAUGGCCACGCCCCUCUGAGAGAGCUUCCACCUCCGACUCACACACAAACACACACAUGGAGGACCUGGGGCAUCUACAGCCAGCAGCUGGGACCCUCUGCCUUAAGGUGGGAUCCCUUCGGUGACUGAGGCUACAGCCUCAGAGGAAGGGACCCUGGGGCCAGUCUGGGAAGCCUUGGAGAGGUGGGGAAAAGAUGACAGGGCCAAACAAGUAAGAGGGACGAAGUGAGGCCCAAGGUCCCGUAAGGGACAGCAGUGUCCCCACAGCACCAAUGCCCAACGGGGGUGGCAUGGCAAGGCAGGUAUUCUUUGGGCUGCCCCCUAGGGCUCACAAUUGGGGAGCUCAUGAGGUUGGAGGAGGGGCCGACUGGGGAAGGGCUUCUGUGGGGUGGAGGCUGGAGCAGCUGACAAAGCUUCCUGGGGAAUCAGAUCUGGGGCUCUGCUGGUUUCCCGGCAGAUGGGCCUGGACCAACACAGACAUUGAGCAUCAGGCAGGACAUUGGGAAGAGGCUGGGGUCCUAUCUCAGUGGCCGCUGCUAUCAAGGACCUUGGUGGACAGUGGUACCAGACAAUCUGGCUUAUCUGGGUGGGACACACGGUAAAUGGGCCGGGAGCAGACCAUGCCACUGCCUGAACAGCCCUGCAGCCUCAGCUUGGGGCUGCAGUGCUUGACCAGCCAAGCUGGGUGGUUGGGACAGUCCUCUUUCCCUCUCCUCUCCCAGCUGCUCUUGCCCACUCUACUGUCCUCCCUCAAGGGGUCUGGGGCCUUCCAGUGCUGAUCCUGCUGCUGUACACCCGUGGAGUCGAGCCCAGAGGUGUCCCUGGCCAGGGAGCAGUGGCUCGGCCACCCAUGAGCUGGCAGUGGGUGGUCCCGGCUCUAGUUGCAGCUGCACCUACCUUCUCCCAACCGAGGGGCCAUGGUGCUGGCCCGUCUCUGUCCUGGAGGCUUGUCACCAGGCCUCAGCAGCCACCCUCCACAGGAAGCUACUCUGAGCCUGCUGGGGUGUGCAAGUGAAACCCCGCCCCGGGGUCCCCGAUCUUUGCCCCCUUCCACCUGCCUGGCCUGCAGCACAGCACAUUGUGCGACAUUUUGUGUUGGGCUCAGGAGGGCUGUGCUGCGCUGCUCAGGAGGAGGUUGCAGGAGGAGGGAACCCCCGUCCCGGCCAUGCCAGCCAGGUUGCUGGUUGGGGCCACCUGUGCCAUGCUCCUGCUCCUGCUUCUGCCGCCCGAGGUGCCUGGCCGAGGCCCCUCUGGAAGGACACAGCCGGGGCCCUUUGCCAAUGAGAGGCGCCGCCUGGGCCCCCACGUCUGCCUCUCAGUCCUCGGGAGUGGUUGCUGCCCGGGCUGGGCGCCCUCCAUGGGUAGCGGGCACUGUACCCUGCCCCUCUGCUCCUUUGGCUGCGGGAGUGGCGUUUGUAUCGCACCGAAUGUCUGCUCCUGUGUGGAUGGGGAGCAAGGGGCCACCUGCCCAGAUGCCCAUGGGCCCUGCGGGGAGUAUGGCUGUGACCUGACCUGCAACCAUGGUGGCUGUCAGGAAGUGGCCCGAGUGUGCCCUGUGGGCUUCUUGAUGACAGAGACCACCGUGGGCGUCCAGUGCACAGACAUUGACGAGUGUCUCAGCGCCUCCUGCGAGGGCCGCUGCAUGAACACAGAGGGCGGGUUUGUGUGCGAGUGUGGGCCAGGCAUGCAGCUGGCUGCUGACCGCCAUAGCUGCCAAGAUAGGAACGAGUGCCUGGGGACACCCUGCCAGCAGAAAUGCAGAAACAGUGUGGGGAGCUACCAGUGCUCCUGCCAUGCCGGCUUCCAUCUCCACCGCGACCGACACUCCUGUGUGGAUGUGAACGAGUGUCGGAGGCCACAGGAGAGGAGAGUCUGUCAUCAUUCCUGCCAUAACACCGUGGGCAGUUUCCUGUGCACAUGCAGACCUGGCUUCAGACUGCGAGCUGACCGCACGUCCUGUGAAGCUGUGCCCAAGGUGGUGCUGGCACCCUCGGCGAUCCUGCAGCCCAGGCCUCCCGAGUUAGCCUUGCUGCUUCCUGAGGCUGGCCAGCCUGGCCUGUCCCCAGCACACAGCCUUGGCCAUGGCCCCAUUUCUGGUGCCUGGGCCACCCGUCCUCCAGACCCUACGAUGCUGUUGUCCACCCCAAUGGUCACUCCAGGGCCUCUUGCCUCACUGCUGGGAACCCUUGGACCCCCUCCCCUCCCCCAAGGGAAGGCGCUGGGCACGCCUUUUCCCCGUCCUGACUCUGAAGACCAGAGUCCUGCACCUGGACCCUCUCCCUGCUGGCACCUGGGAGCCUUUUACACAUCAGGGAGCCACUGGGCUGCACCUGCGUGCAAGCAGUGUGGGUGUGAGGUGGGUAUGUGGUCCCACUGCCCACUGUGGAAUCUACCACCUGGAGGUGGCUGCAGCGCCUGGUUGUGUUUCCAGGAUGGGGUGGUGACCUGUGGGAAGAUGAGAUGUGAGGCUAUGUGCUCCCACCCAGCACCCCCACAGGAUGGGGGGUGCUGCCCCUCCUGCACAGGCUGCUUCUACGGUGGCACAGUGUGGAUGGAAGGGGAUGUAUUUUCACCUCCUGGUGAGAACUGCACUGUCUGCGUCUGUCUGGCUGGGAAUGUGUCCUGCAUCUCCCCCGAGUGUCCCCCUGGCCCCUGCGAGGCGGCCCCGAAGCCGGAUUGCUGUGCUUGCGCCCCGGUGCGGUGUCAUUUCCGUGGCCGCUGGUAUGUGGAGGGGGCUGUGUUCAGCGGGGCUGGUGAUGACUGCACCACCUGCGUUUGCCAGCAUGGGGAGGUGACCUGCUCCUUCACACCGUGUCCUGAGCUGGAUUGUCCCCGGGAGGAGUGGCAUCUAGGUCCUGGCCAGUGCUGUUUUACUUGUCGAGAGCCCACGCCCCACUCAGGCUGCUCCCUGGAUGACAGCGGGGCUGAGUUUCCAGUGGGACAGGUCUGGUCACCCGGUGACCCCUGUGAGUUGUGCAUCUGCCAGGCAGAUGGCUCGGUGAGCUGCAGGAGGACGGACUGUGUGGACUCCUGUCCACACCCCAUCCGGAUCCCGGGGCAGUGCUGCCCUGACUGCUCAGCAGGCUGCACCUACACUGGCCGGGUCUUCUAUAACAAUGAGACCUUCCCCUCAGCGCUCGACCCAUGCCUCAGCUGCAUCUGUCUGCUUGGGUCUGUGGCCUGCUCGCCUGUGGACUGCCCAAUUGCCUGUACCUACCCCUUCCACCCUGAUGGCGAGUGCUGCCCCGUGUGCCAUGACUGCAACUAUGAGGGCAGGAAGGUGGCUAACGGCCAGGUGUUUGUGCUAGAUGAUGAGCCCUGUACACGCUGCACCUGCCAGCUGGGAGAGGUGAGCUGUGAGAGGGUCCCCUGCCCACUGGUCUGCACUGAUGCUGCCCCGCACGUCCCUGCUGGAGACUGCUGUGCCCCCUGCUCAGGUUCCCUGCGCCCACUGGAUGAUAAGCCGGGGCUGUUGGCUCCCAGAGAUGCUGAGGUCCUUGUCCCCUGCAGGACUUGUCCCAGGCCCCCCACCGCGCCCCCACCUCAGCCUGUGCUCCAGUUGCACAGGCAGCUCUCAGGGGCCAACGCAUCUGGAAUGCUGCCUGAGCCUGCGCCCCGCUGGGGAGCUGGGGUCCUUGUCCCAAGGAGACCUGGCUCCUUCCAGGUGCCUCCGCGCUCCUCACUACCUCCUGCUUCUCUAGAGCGUCCCCUUCCCACCUUGGGAGCCCAGCUCCUGACCAUUCAGGUCCCUAGCCCCACCAAGACUCCUGCCACCCUGCUCCAGCCUCAAGGGCUCUCUGCAGCCUCAGAGGCCACCAGACACCCUGGGCCCCAGCAGCCCUCCAUGGGGAUGCCCCGGAAGGAGGAACCCCUGCUCUGAGAGGCCCCUGGCCUAGGGAUUAUGGAUGGAGGCCACUGAGAGUCAGGGGAGAUCCGCGGGGCAGUGCGGUCCCUGCCCAGGUAUCCUGCGUGAGAGACGGAUCAGCGGAUCAGCGUUGCCUGCCAGAUCCUUCCUCCUUGGGCCACAGGACUGCCACCUGCUGGCUUUGGAGGAAGGCAGGGCCCUGAAUUGUGAGAGGUCACUGUCCCCACCCCAGUGCCCUGAUUAAACAGUCUCAAUCUCA